GUUGCCGGGUACUGGAGGUCGGGCAUGCCCAUGAAACAGCCACUGCGAAGUGCUAUGCAACCACCGAAAAGACUGUAAAAUACACGAAAGUGCGAAGAAAUGUGGCGCAAACUUCAUCUUAAAUGUGUUCUCUGUUGAGCUGAUAAGUCGCACGUUGAGAAGAAACGCGGAGAAAAGCGUGAAAGAGGAACGAAAAGUGUCCGUCCGGUUUGUCCUACAAAGGAGAGUUUGACAGACUUCACUGCGCAGGCCCGCUGCUAGAGAAACCACCGGGAGGAGGACAUCAAUGAAACAAUAAAGACUGCCUUAUUUCAGAGGGAAGCCAGAUAAAAGAUGAGGAAGGACGUGAGGAUACUCCUCGUCGGGGAACCCAAGGUGGGGAAGACCUCGCUGAUAAUGUCUCUGGUGAGCGAGGAGUUUCCUGAUGAGGUUCCUCUCCGGGCGGAGGAGAUCACCAUCCCAGCUGAUGUCACCCCGGAGAGGGUGCCCACACACAUCGUGGACUACUCAGAAGCUGAACAAUCAGAUGAGCAGCUGUUUCAAGAAAUAUCAAAGGCUAAUGUGAUCUGCAUAGUUUACUCGGUCAACAACAAGAAGUCCAUCGAAAAGGUGACAAGCCACUGGAUCCCCCUCAUAAAUGACAGGACGGACAAGGAUAGCAGGGUACCAUUGAUCCUCGUUGGGAACAAGUCGGACCUGGUGGAACACAGCAGCAUGGAGACAAUUCUGCCAAUCAUGAAUCAGUACCAGGACAUCGAGACCUGUGUAGAGUGCUCUGCCAAAAAUCUGAAGAACAUUUCCGAGCUGUUUUACUACGCCCAGAAGGCUGUUCUCCACCCGACGGGACCCCUUUACUGCCCGGAGGAGAAGGAGUUGAAACCAUCUUGCAUUAAGGCUUUAACUAGAAUUUUCAAAGUGUCUGACCUGGACAACGACGGCAUCCUUAACGACAACGAGCUCAACUUCUUCCAGAGAACGUGUUUUAAUACACCUCUGGCACCUCAAGCCUUAGAGGACGUGAAAAAUGUGGUCAGGAGAAACAUGACAGACGGAGUCAAGGACAAUGGACUCUCUCUCAAAGGCUUCCUGUUCCUGCACACGCUCUUCAUACAGCGAGGGCGACACGAGACCACCUGGACUGUGCUGAGGCGGUUUGGCUAUGACGAUGACCUGGAGCUCACACAGGAAUACCUGUUCCCCUUGAUAAAGAUCCCCCCUGACUGCACCACAGAGCUGAACCACAACGCGUACCUCUUUCUCCAGAGUGUCUUUGACAAACACGACAAAGAUAGAGAUUGUGCGCUGUCGCCGGAGGAGGUGAAGGACUUGUUCAAAGUGUUUCCCUACAUGCCAUGGGGGCCGGAUGUCAACAACACAGUGUGCACUAACGACCAGGGAUGGAUCACAUACCAGGGAUACCUCUCGCAGUGGACGUUAACAACAUACCUAGAUGUGCAGCGGAGUUUGGAGUAUUUAGGUUACCUUGGUUACUCUAUCAUCUAUGAACAGGAGUCCCAGGCAGCAGCCAUGACAGUGACGCGUAACAAGCGCAUCGAUCUGCAGAAGAAACAGACACAGCGCAGCGUCUUCCGCUGCAACGUCUUGGGCGCUAGAGGCAGCGGGAAGAGUGGCUUCCUCCAAGCUUUUUUGGGCAAAGACCUGCAGCAACAGAGGCGGAUCAGAGAAGACCACAAGUCCCUCUACGCCAUCAGCACUACCUACGUUUAUGGGCAGGAGAAGUACCUGCUGCUCCACGAGGUGAUGCCAGAUUUUGACUUUCUGUCCGAGGCCGACCUCGCCUGCGACGUGGUGUGCCUGGUGUUUGACGUCAACAAUCCUCGUUCUUUUGAAUACUGCGCCAAAGUGUACAAGCAAUACUUCAUCGACAGCAAGACGCCAUGUGUGGUGAUCGCCGCAAAGUCGGACCUGCACGAAGUACGGCAGCACUACAGCCUCACGCCGCAGGACUUCUGCCGGAAGCACAAGCUCCACCCGCCUCAGCCGUUCACAUGCAACACGACCGAGGCACUCAACAAAGACAUCUACACUAGACUGACCACCAUGGCCAUGUACCCCCACGCCCGUCUCCGCUGCAUGUGUGCCUGCAACAGGUGCACCUAUUGCCUGUGUCAGAACCUCCUCAAGUCGGAGCUGCUGAGAAAUAUUAAGGCUCAACUCCGCAGGGUCGUUUACAACAGGCACAUGGCUCAAGCGGAUCUGAAGAACUCCACCUUCUGGCUGAGAGCGAGCGUCGGUGCCACGGUGUGUGCCGUGCUGGGCUUCGCCAUGUACAGAGCGCUUCUCAAACAGCGGUGAUGGGACAGCGUGAGACUUCCCGCUCCCUCUCGUUGACUCUGCCCUCUUUUCUUCUACCUGAAAGACUCGAGAAAAAAAAAAAAAAGACUGACCAACCAACCAGGGCAGUAUCCUCAGUCCACAACUCCUCCUCUAACUCCCACAAUGCAACACGGGCAAGAACAAAUGAGCAAAAUCCUAGGUACAUUUUUUUAUGCAUUAAAAACAGAGUGUGGUUUAUUUUUUUGUUUAUAUUGGUGGCAGACAGGGACACCUGACCUGCAACACCCUAAACAAUUAACAUGUGGAAAAACAUUCUGCAAACUAAGAAAUGAUGCAGAUUCAAACACAAAUGCAGAAGUCAAGAACAAAUGAAAUGACAGAAAUGUGCUGCAAAUGAAGAAGAAAAAAACGUGUUUCAUCGAGUCAAAAAAACCCACAAAUACAGAAAAACUGCAAAUGUUGCAAAUCAAUCCACCUCAACCGUAGACGGUAUGAAAUAUGGACGUAGUCUCAGUGACAUCACCCUUUGGUUACUGAAUGGGAAUUUUGAAGCGCAGCAGUGGGGGUGGCCAUGUUGAAAAUGCUGCCCAAGUUUCCAGUCAACCUCGAAACAGGCAGAGGAGUGCAGCUGAGGCGGGCUGUAAACCACGACUAACAGCUGUGUUGCGCCUGAGUGCAUGAUAUAUCAUUCACUCCCCUGAUUAUGCAAAACUCUUAUCCGUCAUGAAAUAAAAAUGGAUGAGUUAUAAAAGAACGUACAGUGUGUGGCGAUAAAGACCUUUACCUUUCCAGAGCCAAAAGAACCCGGCUGUGCACGUGUUUAUUCCUGCUGUCCAAAUUAAUGUUUUAAUGAGGUGUGCAUGUUCUUUAUGGGCUUACGGACCCAGCCUCCAGUGGACACUCGAGGAACUGCAGGGGUUUUUUUUCUCCCAUCUUCCAUAUUUACCGUCAUUUUUCAACACCAGAGGUCGCCACUCGAUUCCAGCUGAAGGUCCCAGGGCCACUUCCUCAUCUCCUUCUUUUUUUGUUAAAAAGAAACGGUGCCUCUGAGCGCCCCUACAGACUGGGAGCGCUUCAGUGGAGUUGUCUGGGUUUGCAGCAUUUUUCUGUGUUUGUGCAUCAGUUUUGCGUUUUCUUGAGGAUUUCCGCAGAAUGUUUUUCAUUUAAUUUGCAGGUUGUUUCCUGUCAUUGAAUUUGCACCAUUUCUAAUUUUGCAGCACAUUUUUCCUAAAGGGAGUCAUCUGAGGCCGUUGCAGGUCGUGCACCAUGUUGACCACUGUAGUUUCUGUAGAGGGGGGGAAAGGGGCAGGUUUGAAAUAUCACUUCUUCAUGAGUUCAUUCAUUCUGAUGAUCUGGGAUCUGUUGGUCUAGUCCAGGGCAGACUCUACUAGUGGCUGGGUGUUUCCAGCUGACCCAGUCUUGUUGUUGUUUUUUAUUCUCUCAGGUCAGUAUUAUUCUCAGCUAGAUGUUUGGAGACCAGAGAGAAGCAGCCAUAAUCAGACACACCACAAAGGGACUCGAUUCUGUUCAUAGAUGUGUAUAUGCAGUAAAUAUUAUGUAUGUAUACUCAUAGACACCUUCAUGAGGUUUAUACAUCUAACACUAGAAAGGUCAUGGAUGUCAUGCACUUGUUUAUUUUUGCGUGUUAAUUUAUUAACCUGUUUUUUUUUUCUUGUCUGUUUUGAGUGCACUGCAUGAAACAGAGCGAGGGAUUGACAUUCUCCAUGUAUUUUUGUAUUUAGUAUUCUUAAAGCUUGUCCUCCAGAUGUAUCAUGACUUUAUGUUUUUAUGUUUCUGCUUUUCAAAUAGAGCUCUGUCCCUCAUUAUAUUUUUAUGAAGUUAGAGGCAUCGUAGAGAAAGAGAUUUAGCAAUUAACAACAGCCAUUCUGCGCACCUCUCCCACCUUAAAACUACGACCGUGUUUCUUCAUGUUUCUCUUCUUUUUUUCAACAUUUACAGUAAAAAAAAAGUAUGCUCUGACACAGCUGUGUAUGUGUGAGUGAAACGACAAUUUAACAGCAACAAGGAAAAUAAAAUGGUUUUAAAAAACUGA
Messenger RNA from Labrus bergylta (ballan wrasse), 4351 nucleotides. RefSeq names its product ras homolog family member T1a (gene rhot1a). Lineage: Eukaryota; Metazoa; Chordata; Actinopteri; Labriformes; Labridae. Gene Ontology annotation, biological process: establishment or maintenance of cell polarity; regulation of actin cytoskeleton organization; regulation of cell shape. Gene Ontology annotation, molecular function: GTPase activity; GTP binding; protein kinase binding. The record is from RefSeq and is a predicted model, not a curated record. Gene Ontology annotation, cellular component: cytoplasmic vesicle; cell projection; mitochondrial outer membrane.